Molecule: messenger RNA, 3011 nt
Organism: Grammomys surdaster
Lineage: Eukaryota; Metazoa; Chordata; Mammalia; Rodentia; Muridae
Gene: Catspere
Product: catsper channel auxiliary subunit epsilon
Exons: 22
Coding region: 124-2991 (955 amino acids)
Biological process (GO): flagellated sperm motility; sperm capacitation
Cellular component (GO): sperm principal piece; CatSper complex
Source: RefSeq, a predicted model, not a curated record
GCGCACGCGCACUUACACUAUCCGUCCCUGCAUGUGCACAGUGCACAGGCCAACGGUAGCCCCGGGAGCGUGCCAGCUCUGUAGGCACUGCAGAAACUGUUACUUAGAGGAGGAGUUGGUGCCAUGUUAUCCCGGCAGGUGGCAGCGGUGCUGCUGCUGUGGCUGAGCUGCUGCGUCUCAGCUCUGUGGAGAUACUACAUGAAUAGCCCAGAUUAUUCCAUUUUUAGUACCAGGAGUACUAUUAACUUAGAGUAUGAAGGAACCUCAUUUAAAUCGUGGACAGUAUCAGAAAGAUGUAAAGUUCAAAACACUACAUCACCCAAGACAACACUACACUGUCAAAGCGCUGGUACUCACAAGAUAAAACCAGUUGCCACAACCCAAGAAGAACAACGGUAUCUGACUGUGACUAAUUCUUAUGUUUGCUUCUUGUGGUAUUUCACAGUUGUAGACGUUUAUCACAACUUAAGCCAGAUUGUCACCAUAUGGGUGUAUGAUCCAGAAAGUGCCAGCUCCGAAGAGCUGUUGAAGACCGCAAAGAAACCUUCACUGAAUUCCAAGGUACUAACCAAACAUUUUGAAACCCUGGGACAACAUCCAUCCAUAUACACAACUGAGAAGAGGCUCACGUACCACUCAGGUCCCUUAACUUCAGAAGGAACCUGGGUCAUUCAUCUGCCAAUGUCUUCAGAUGAUAUAGUCAAAGUGAUAAAAGGUAAAAAAGUGGCUUUCCAGGACUGCCUCAUUGCAAAUCUCCAAUUCAUGCUGACGUUUCCCAUAAUGACCAUCUCUGAGCCUCCUGAAUAUCUGCCAAUCACCCUGCCAGCUGGAAGUCCGCUGCUGCUUAGCUGGCAUGCCUGCAUCACUGCAUUUGCUCUCUUGGUCACUGACCAGGAGAGCUUCCAAACAAAUGAUUCGUUUCAAACCUGGACCAAAGUAAGAGUCCCUCCAGGUAUCCUGAGUGAUGCUCAAAGGCACAGUCUGAGGGAUGCGAUCGUAUUUGAGCAUGGAAGUCUGUUUCUAGUAGAUACUACUGCUUACCUAAGAACAAGAGAUGAAUUUAUACAACUGAACGAAAGCAGAGGUAUUUCUGGAACUGGAAUUCUUGGCUUUUCAAGAAGAAGAUGGUGUCAGAUUAGAUAUUUAUAUAAGCUUUCAUCAAGAAAAAGCAUAUUAGUGGCUUGGUCAAGUAGUACAAUUUACUAUGGAUAUCCUAAAUUUAGAUUUAUGACAUUAACAACUACUUUACAGCUAAAAAGUUUUUUGAAGCUUCCCCUCACUGACACCCUGGAAAUAAUGACUGUUGAGUACUCAUGGCACCCGAGGGAGCUUGCUAUUGUGCUGACCCACUGCUCUGUCUGCACCGACGUCAGGAACAUUCGCAUAGUGAUAUAUAAUUCAAUAUAUAAAAGAUAUACACUCCAGGACUUUGAACUAGAACUGCCCAAGGAGAACAUAUUAGAAGCUCGCUUUCUUUACUCGGCCAUGCCUGAUCUUAUCCUGUGGGACCAAUACCAUGUUUACUAUAGCUACAAAAACUUCACUGCUAUUGGAACUUUCGAAGCACUUACAAAAGAAAAGGACUUGUCAUUGUCAUCACAGGGCAGCAAAGUCCACACCGUCAUUACAGAUAGUAUUGGAAAUAUUUUGGUAAAAAUGUUAAAUAAUGUACUGUUCUACAUCAAGACUGACGUUACAAAGGCAGCUCAGCUACAUACAUGGAUAAACAGGACCGCAAAGUCAACAGUUUACUUCGACAGAUCUUAUCAAAUAUGUCUAUUACACUAUAAUGAAAAUCUCGACGACAAGUACCAGUUGCAGAUACAGCCAUAUCCCUUAUUUCUGGAGUUAGAAAGUAUAAAUGAAGAUUUAGCAGACUGGUGCCCAUAUCUGGCUUUUCAACACGAUAUUAAAAGUCAGUUUUACAUUCUGGAUAAAGGAGAAAACCUGACAGUUUGGAGUCAAAUAGUCUACCCAGAAAAUCGGGGACUCUUUAUUGUUAUGGAUUACUAUGGUUCAAACAUUUUAAGCUGGACACAAAACACUGACUAUGAGAUUGCGUCAGGAUUCUGUACUAAAACUGUAAUAACACAUUUUUUUCAGACAACAAAUUACGAAUUAGUGGAUAAUUACUAUGCUUUAGAAAAAAAGAACACAGGUCUCUUACUUUUCCAGUUGCGACCUAGUGAGUCUUCAAGAACGUGUACAACAGCCAAAGCGGUAUUUGAAAUUGAUGUUGGCUGCGAUUCAAGUAAAUACAUUAUGGUUCAUGGAUUUAAUAGGAGUGGGUGUCAACGUCGUGAUUUUUCUUAUGUGAUUGACAAGGAUCUUCUGAGAGACACCCUAUCUGAAAAUUUGAAAGUGAGAUAUGAUGUGGCAAAAUACGGCUGCCCUCGGACACUUCAGUUGGAAGAAAUGUUUCACCCUGUAGUAGAAUUGUAUGAUGAAAAUGGAUUUGUUAAGAUAGUUGACACAAAUUUUAUCCUGUGGGAAAUCCAUGGCAGGAACGACUACACCUUUAAUUCUACUAUGGAGGAGAAUGGCUGUAUAAAUGAAGCGCAGACGUGGGACUCAAUGAUAGAGGAAAGCCCCGGUGUCCCACUGGAGGAUGUCUGGGGGCCUCAGAACUAUAAGCCUUGUUUUUCUUAUGCUAUUGGGAAGCCAGGAGACCUAACCCAACCAUAUGAGAUUAUAAACUAUUCUAAUAAAAACAGUCUGAAAUGGUCCAUAACAUAUGCUGGAAUGUAUGUAUUUCGCUUGAAGAUCUUGGAUCCAAACUAUAGUUUCUGUAACCUAACAACUAUUUUUGCAAUUGAGAGCUUGGGGAUGAUUCCCAGAUCGAGUAUCUACCUGGUAGCUGCCUUGAUUUUUGUCCUGAUGCUCACCUUCAUCAGUAUUCUGAUUCUGAGCUAUUUCUGGUACUCAAAGAUUUAUAGACAGUUUAUUUUUGAGCCACUUCACAAGCCUCCUGCAAAACAGAAGAAAAAUUAGGAAAUCUGAGAGUUAACUCU